This is a messenger RNA of Penaeus vannamei (Pacific white shrimp), 1810 nucleotides long. The record is from RefSeq and is a predicted model, not a curated record. Lineage: Eukaryota; Metazoa; Arthropoda; Malacostraca; Decapoda; Penaeidae.
CAUCCACAACGUUGGCACUGACGACAGCGAUGGCACUCCUCUGUCUCGUGGCUCUGCUGGCCCCUUCGGCGACUCGGGUGGACUGUCUCGAGCUGGCGGACUAUGCUGACCUUCACAAAGACGUUGACCUCGGCUCUAACCUCGUCAGGAGACACGCCGAAGAUGACGAGACCAGACGAACACGCGAGCUGCGUCGCCUGAAUGACCUGGUGAGCAAGGACAAGCCGGACAAGACGGAGGUCAAGUCGAGGAGGAAGAGGGCGACGCUCUACUGGCCGGAAGACAGUCAGUUCGUAGCGGAAUUCUACUUCACGAUCCCCAUCUCCGCGCCCUCGGGAGUCACCAUACCCUUUACGAUUGACGUGCCCUACAAGUUCAAACUGCCCAACGUGACCUCCAGCAUCCUGGGUCGCGGGACAGCCAAUUCGAAGACCUCUCACUAUUUUAGCGAACGACUGGAUGUCUAUGGCGUCGUGGAAGGAAUCUUCGAGAAAUUCGGGAUGAACGGGAAAGCGUGCAUGCUGCGCGCCGUGUGCGAGCGAGCCGAGAGCCACCUGGUGGAGGCCGGGAUGCUCGGGGAGGUCAUCUCGACGAUUCUCGCAGCCUCUUCCGCAUCUUCGUCAGAUGAAAUAUACGAAUAUCAAACAGCAGAGUAUUAUGGCAAGACGCAUGGAGACUGUUGGAAUCUUUAUCCAGGCUGCCCAAUGUCACUCUUCAACUGGAUAGAAUAACAUUUAAGUGUUAUAUUGCUGUUGCAGGAGGUGGAUAUAUUUCAUCGAUGUAACGUGUUUUUUUUUUCGUCUUCUCGUGUAUUGAUUUUUUGACGUUUUCUUUUUUCUGGAAUAACUGAGGUCAAGGAUGGUCAUAGAAAACGGGUGAUAAGUGAACUAUGGAUGGAGGACUAACUUAUCCAUAUUUCUGGGAAAGUUUGCAUAUUUUGAUGUUAUUCAUUGUAUUAAUGGUAAUUUUCAUUUAAAGCAAUCUGAUUACUAAAAUGGUUUUUGAAAACGGUCCGUAAAAGAUUUAACAAAGUCGUAAUAAGAAGUAAGAAGAAAUAUAGAGCAACAAUAAAAAAUAAUAGAAUUAAUCAACCAACUCGGACGAUAAAGCUCAAUGUCAAGACCAUUAAUACACGUCUUUGAGCUUUAAGGGAACUCGAUUACAGACGAGACAAACUCACUGAUUUACGCGAUGAGAAAUAGAGCAAAAAUGUGUAAUAAAGAGGAAAAAGAAAGAUAAAAUACACGAGAGACAGAAAAUUAACUUCCAGUCAUUAGGAACGAAGGAAUAUCAAACACAGUAGUUCAUUAUGCGAUGUACAAAUGAUAACGUAUCUUAGCUUUUUUGUAUCCUGUUUCUGUUAUUAAAUUUAUAUGUGUACUUUCAUUUAUUUAUUUUACAUCUCCAUAUUCAUUUCGUUUAAUUUAUCUUUAUUUAUUUUUACAUAUAUUCAUUCCUACUAACUUCUUUUAUCUGUUCUAUAUCUACAUAUUCAUUUUCUCAUUUUUUCUAUCAUAUACUUUGUAUCUAAUCGUUAAUUAUUUUAUAUCUUUAUUAUUUUCUUUCUCACAUACCUCAUCUUGUUUUGCAUUAGCUAGAUAUCAUAUUUGGUGUAUCACUUAUUUAUUUAUGAUAUUAUUAGUUUACAAUAAAUGUAUUUAUGUUGUUAUAUAGGAUUUGUGUUCAAAGAGAUAUAAACCGUUAUGUUGAUGUGUAUGUUAGUGGGAUGAUGCAAGAACAAUAUCCUGUUUUGGUUAUAUAUUUUGAAAUAUUUAUUGUUUGAAAUGUAUACAUAUAUGUAUAUAUAUGU